AUGGCUCCACAUAUCUCUGCAGCCUCCAUGAUUCUUUUGGCCAUUGCAGCAUCAGCAUCCUCUGCGUCUAUCAACCAGGAAGACUACCCAGCAGAUGAAGGCGAGCAGGCCUCUAGCAAUGAUAGCCUGAUCUUUGAUGACUAUCGGGGAAAGGGCUGUGUGGAUGACAGUGGUUUUGUAUACAAGCUUGGGGAGAGAUUUUUCCCUGGACACUCUAACUGUCCAUGCGUAUGUACUGAGGAUGGACCUGUGUGUAACCAACCUGAGUGCCCUAAAAUUCACCCAAAAUGCACUAAAGUGGAACAUAAUGGAUGCUGUCCGGAAUGCAAAGAGGUGAAAAACUUUUGUGAAUAUCAUGGAAAGAACUACAAAAUCUUGGAAGAGUUUAAGCCCUCUCCGUGUGAAUGGUGCCGAUGUGAACCCAGCAAUGAAGUGCAUUGCAUAGUAGCAGACUGUGCCGUACCUGAGUGUGUGAAUCCAGUCUAUGAGCCGGAGCAAUGCUGUCCAGUCUGCAAGAAUGGUCCUAAUUGCUUUGCGGGAACCACCAUCAUCCCAGCAGGCAUCGAGGUCAAAGUGGAUGACUGUAACAUCUGCCACUGCCACAAUGGGGACUGGUGGAAACCAGCACAAUGCUCCAAAAGGGAGUGCCACGGAAAACAGAACUUAUAGACUUACCGUGCCGCUGGAUUGGAGAUCGACCU
Molecule: messenger RNA, 701 nt
Organism: Bombina bombina (fire-bellied toad)
Lineage: Eukaryota; Metazoa; Chordata; Amphibia; Anura; Bombinatoridae
Gene: VWC2L
Product: von Willebrand factor C domain containing 2 like
Exons: 3
Coding region: 1-669 (222 amino acids)
Biological process (GO): negative regulation of BMP signaling pathway
Cellular component (GO): AMPA glutamate receptor complex
Molecular function (GO): protein binding
Source: RefSeq, a predicted model, not a curated record